AGGGGGCAAAAGGACGGGACAGGCCUUUCCUCAGGAAAACAUAUCACCUUCCACCACAAUAGAGCUGCUCAGGAAACCACAGGCAGCCACAUUGCUCUCUUGAGUCACCAAGUACUUUCAGACACGCUCUCACACUCACUGCUCCCACACACAAAUACACACACAAUCACACACUCAAAAGCUGGCAGCUCACACAGCUCACACACUCCAGGAUGACAGUGUACUGAGACGCUGCAGCAGUAUCAUCAGUUUCCAAACUAUCACUUGCAAACAUGCCAAUACUGAAGAAACUUCCAGGAAGGUCAAAGAGCUGCCACGAGUUCCCCAGGGUGAACGGUGAAUUCAUUUUGCCCCGGCUGGACUUGGACCUCAGGGACUUGAAUGAGCUGAAUGAUCUGAGGGACAUUAAAGUCCCGCAGAAGAACUUGAACCCCUUUGAGGAUGUGGACCUGGAUGAUGAUGACAGAAACGAGGGUGACGUGGGCCUCAUCAUGGGGCAGGUCACGGGACACCAGGGUCACCAGCUCAGAAGCAUGCGCGACGGAGAAGAGGAGGAAAAUGAGGUGAACGCUGAGAAACACGGGGCAGGGAACCCUAAAGGCAAACCUCUCAGAGGGACCCUGGAGCGGAUCUGUGGCGUGUCACCCUUCAAAACCCUGGAAAAACUGGGAAAAGGCCUGCGCAUAUCAGGACGCAAUGUAUGGGGGGGCAACUACCCCAACUUCAGCCCCGGAGAAUCGAAAACAUUGCCACCAGAGAGAGAGAAAAAGAAAGGUCUACGCAGAGGCUCGGAGGGAAUCAUGACCUUACUUCGCAUUACAGGUCGACGUAAAGAGGAGCGCAGAGAAAGUCUGCCCUGUGGGGACCUGAGUGCAGACAGUGAGGCGCUAGCCUCUAGACGCUCCUCUUUCUUCAAGAUGGUCAGUAUGGGCAAGCUGACGAGGGACUCCAUGUCAGACAAGGCCUCCCUGGAGACUGAUGAGGAAUCAGAAGAGGAGGAGCCCAUGGUAAAAAAGAGGGAGCCCCUCUCAGUGCUUGAGAUCUUGCAGCUGGUCAAUCACAGAGAUCUCCUCUUGGCUGACACUCACAUUCAGGAGCUGGAACGGGAAAGUGAGCUUUUGUCCCACCUGCCACCUUCUCCCACUGUCACUCUCGCACAUUGUCCCAGCACGCCUCAUGGAAUUCUCCCCUUCUCCAACACAUCCAUGGAUGACUCACUCAGCUCCAACGCAACACUGGACUCAAGCAGACGAAAGGUUAAGGAUGUGGAGCUCCUGUACGAGGCCCUGCAGAAAGAAAUGUGGGAUGUAGUGAGGGAGUCCCUACGCCAGCCCAGUGCUGGACCCAGCCUCGGUCUUGUGGUGCUGGUGAUCCAACAAGAGGAGCACGCUGAUGCUGCCUGGGCCUUGAGAGACACAGCCAAGCCAGAACAAGAUGACCCGCCGACCCAGUCCAGCCAGCGUCCACGCAGACUGAAAAUGAAAUGGAAACAAGCCGUGGCAGAGGCCGCAGACUGGAGUCUGCCAAAUCAGGUGGACACCCAGGCUGGAUACCUAGCCUCAUACCUGGAGCGCCUAAGAAGCCGCAUGGUAGACGACCUGGAUGCAGCCAAGCGAAAUGCCGUGUCCAUUUACCCAGAGGAGUUUGCUGCCUUCCAGGUUUACCUGGAAAGCUACCAUCGAGGCGUGGCCAAACGUCUGCGCACAAUUACCAAUGGCCCUCUGCAGAUCACUGAUGUCUACUCACUGCUGGACUGGUUUUACAACAUCUACAACAGGGAUGUUCUUGGAACCAUUGGCACAUCCACAGCAAUCAACUAUACUCCGCUAGAACCGAUUCUGCCUCAAGGCACAGUGGACAGACUUGAACAAGACUGCAUCAGUAUUGUCAGGGAAAAGGUGACAUCGGAGCUUAUCCAGAUUCUAGAUGAGGAGGAGAGACGAUGGGCUCAGACUCUGCAUAUAGAGGAAUAUCAAUCGCAUCUAGCACGUUCUGUCAUCCAGAGACUAAAAGUGGAUUUGGACAGAUCAACAUCUGUGAACCAGUUUCUUGGGGCAAGAGUAGCUCGCUGUAGCCUCAGUGGAUUGGCAGAAUUUCUCUACAGUUUCCAGAGAAAAGUGGAGAUGUUUCAUGAGACUCAGGCUGAAUUUGGAGAUCGAGGGGAUGGAUACGUGUCCAGGACCAUAGCUCUGGUCAACUGCUGCCCACCUCUCAGAUCCUUUGUGGAGCGCUGCAGGCAGUGUGAUCCACAGGGCAGUGAUGAGGCGGCGCAGAGAGCCGACUCCUCACUGGACAGGAUCAUCAAUCAGUCAGUGAGGGUUCUGACCGACAGACUGUUUGAACACAUUAGGCCUUUCUUUGACAAACUGAUUAGGAGAAAAUGGCUAAACAACACAGAUGCCUUUGAGGCCAUUGAAGGUUGCAUCAAACAGCACUUCAAGAAGUUCAAACGGAUGGACCCUCCACCAUAUCAGACUCUGGUGGGUGAAGUGCAUCGACGUGUCCUGGUGGAAUAUGUCAGAGCCAUCAUGCGAGGACGGGUCAUCUGCACAUCUUCCAAGAUGAGGAAGAGGAUGGCGUUCCGCCUGCAAGAUGAAGCCAAACUGCUGAAAGGACUCUUCAAAGAUCUGGAUUCAAGCUCUUCGUGGUUGGAUAGUGUUAUCUGUCACCUUGCUGAUAUCAUUCUGCUGGAGGACACUCCUUCCAUCCAGAUGGAGGUGGCUGUGCUGGUCAAAGAGUUUCCAGAUAUAAGGAAGAAGCACAUCUCCACCCACAUGCGCGGGAUGAUGCGGCAGGCGGAGCGCCAAGAGAUCCUCAACAUCGUCAAAGACUUUGAAUGCAGAAGUGCCCUUGUGUGUCGGGACCGUGCCCUCUUUUCUGACAUCCCCAUCACGUCAGAGAUGCACUGCAUCAGCCUGGGUUUCCUCCGCCUUGCCAUGACGGUCUCCAAUUGGUUCGCUGAGCACCGCCCGAGCCGAAACCGCAGAAGUACCAGGAGUGCGACUCCUCAGCCUGCAGAAAAUGUGGAAGACAUGAACAAACCUCACAGAGAAGACUAGCCGACAUCGCGUGCGAGGCAGAAGAGCGGACGCAGGCGUGCUGUGAGAAAAUGUACCUGCACCUUGACCAUAAACUGUACCAAACAUUGUUACCUGUCACAUAUGGAAACAUGACCUCAGGUACUGCUUGUACUGCACAUGCUCACUGAUAUUUCUCCAUCUCCACAUUUGCAUUCUUAUCAUGAAAGAGACUCUAUAUUAUCAAAGGUCAUUAUAGUUUGCAACCUAUUUACUUGACUUCCAAACAAAUAGAAAAGACUGUUCUUAAAAUGUAACUUUUUCAGUUUUUUUUUUGUAGCCAUUGCAUUCUACAUACAUGAACUAAGGUGUUCACCAUUUAACUAUUAAGGAUUUGUAAAGGAAUAAUGGCUUUAUUUCAGAUAAAUCAGAGUAAUGGACAGAUGGUCACUGGAGAGUUUUGGCUUUAGCAGUACAGUAUAGACUAUUUACAGGAAUGGAAGUACCUAUCUGGUUCUGAAAUAACGCCCCUGAAGUAAACCGUAAAUACCACUGGGAAACAUAAGGAUUCUUUUGUACUUUGUAUGUUUGAAUUGGUUGAUUGAAGUAUUUUUGAAUGAUUGCUAACAUUGGACACCAUGUAUGGUCCAAGUGUAAAACCAUUCAAAAUAAGACCAGUCCUGAAAAGUAUGUUGAACAAGUGAUCUUUAUUUUACAGUCAGGUGGCUACAUUAUUGUCUAAUAUAUAUAAUCUAUGAUCUGGUGAUGAUGAGUGACAGAUAUAAUACUUCAGAGACCUAGACACUGACAGGUGGUUGUGAGGUGGAGGGUGAGACUGAGGGCAUCAAAAUGACAAGGAGGAGAAGGAGAGAAGGAGAAGGCUUCAACGGAAUGUGAUGGACACACUCUGACGCCCUGGGAGUGAUGGCUGAUUGGAAACUGGAAUUGUGCUAGAACAGGUAUUAGAAUGAGAAUUCUUCAUGACUCAAGUCACAUUCAUUAAUUCGUCAUUAAACCAGCCAUAUAUAUAUACAUACAGUAUAUAUAUGUGUGUGUGUGGCCAUUCUCUGGUAAAAAAAAAGCAUAUGCAAAAUAUAUGUAAAUCUAAAUGUGUUGAACUCUGACUGUGAAUUAAUUGGAAUUGUUGCUGGAAAUGUAAUAAAAACCCAUUGACUGGGUGGAGUAAACAGAAUUUUUUUAUCA
This is a messenger RNA of Cynoglossus semilaevis (tongue sole), 4220 nucleotides long. It is a transcript of the gene exoc3l2a, whose product is annotated as exocyst complex component 3-like 2a. Gene Ontology annotation, cellular component: exocyst. Lineage: Eukaryota; Metazoa; Chordata; Actinopteri; Pleuronectiformes; Cynoglossidae. Gene Ontology annotation, molecular function: SNARE binding. The record is from RefSeq and is a predicted model, not a curated record. Gene Ontology annotation, biological process: exocyst localization; exocytosis.